Molecule: messenger RNA, 3937 nt
Organism: Dreissena polymorpha
Lineage: Eukaryota; Metazoa; Mollusca; Bivalvia; Myida; Dreissenidae
Exons: 17
Coding region: 1-3525 (1174 amino acids)
Cellular component (GO): stereocilia ankle link complex; plasma membrane; stereocilium tip
Molecular function (GO): protein binding
Source: RefSeq, a predicted model, not a curated record
AUGGAUAACGUUGAAAUAGAAAUAAUCGAACCGGAAGAUGAAUUGGAUUUAAGCAGGAAACGCAUGCGCGAACUUUACCGUAUGUCAGUGGUAUUACUCUCUAAACCUGAACGACUCAUACUGUAUAAAAUUCUCAAGGAUUAUCGCUUCAAGCGAGAUCUCGUGCGUUUAGUGCUGGGAUUGAAUGUACUGAUUCGGACCAACAGUAAAUUGGAACUUCUGAAACACGUGCGAUAUUUUAUUUGGGAAGGUCACCUACGCGACUUCGACAGACUCACAAAGUUUCACGAGAAAUUUCGCUUGAAGGGCCACUAUUUCAAAUCCGGCACCAACACUUCGAGAACUUCUAAAUAUUCCACUUUGAACUCCAAUUUCAAUCUGAAGUAUGGUUCCCUUGCGUCGAGGGACUCAAACCGGAGGUACCAUGUGCCUGGUUCCCCGCUCUUGUCUAGCAAUACGCUCCAGGUGCCGCAAUUUGAAGGUGACCGGGGCUCGCUUGGCAGUGGAGCUAGCACCGCGCCAAGCACCAGUCGGGCGAUCAGGGACGUGCGGGUUUUCACGAUAGUCAAGAGCCCCAGUGAGCCCAGUCUGGGAUUUGCUGUUAGAGGCGGAUCCGAACAUGGGCUGGGCGUGUAUGUCAGCGAGGUAGAUCCGGGAAGUGCUGCAGAACAAUCUGGUCUCCAAGUCGGUGACAAGAUUCUGGAGGUGAACAACAUAACCAUGCGCGGCGUCGCGAGCAGCACCGCCGUCAAGGUUCUCACCGGCAGUAAGAGGCUUAAGCUCGUCGUUCAGCGCACCCGGAAGGUCCCAGAGUGGCGCCUGUCGCGCGAGAAGACGUCGUGGUAUGACGUUCAUGACCGGCGCAUAAUCUCCGGGGACUUCGAGGAAUGCGGCAUCAGCAACCACAUCCGGGGACUCGACGUAGACGUACCGGAGCGCCGAAUCAACCUGAAGUUCGGACCGGCGGACAGGACGCUUGGCUUCAACAUCCGGGGAGGGCGGGAGUACGGGCUGGGUAUAUACGUGUCAAAGUUGGACCGGAACGGUCUAGCAGACAAGAAUGGCGUGCGGACGGGGGACCAGAUCAUCGACGUGAACGGCAUCCCGUUUGACAACAUCACGCACGAGCACGCUGUAGAGGUGCUAAAGGGCAAACGUCACCUGAUCCUCACCUUGCGGGAUGUAGGACGAUUCCCAGUGUUCAAAGAACUGUACGCUGAAUACACGUGGAGUGACGGGCAAAUGAAAACGGCCACCAGCGUCACCAGUCUGAGAGAUAUCAACGUGAUCCACUCGGACAUGUCAUAUAAAUCCGCGAGUGCUGCCGACCUGUUCUCAGCCUCGAAACUUCCCAGUGCCUUGCAGACCGAGAUCUUCCUUCCCUCCGACAGACGUCCGUCGCGAAGUUUGGUGGAAGACGAUGGGGAUGACGCAAUUGACAAUCAGGACAGCCAAAGUGACAGUGAGAGCCUUGAUCUCGAGCAGUGGGCGAAUGAUCUCCAUAACGAGGCUGGUGAAAACCGCAGAACGGUAACGGUCCAUGUGGAGGACUUUGACGCAAGUCGGUCUGAUUUCGACACGUCCAGUCGACGAUCUGACAGUGACAGUAUAGACAGGGGCACAACACAGAGAAAGGUGUUAGCAGCCGGGCCUGGUGAAUCAGAAUAUGUUAGACGCGAAUACGCCCCUAAUGCUACUCAUGAAGUUGAAUUUCACGACUACAGUAAUAGUGCAAAUGAAAGCAUAUAUGAAGACCCUGAUGCGAUUUACGCAAAAAUAAACAAAAGAGACGAACGCUACGCCAGUACAUGCAAUCUAAGUAUUAAGCCUCAAAGUGGGGGCACGCCUGAUUCCAAAGGAAGCGCAAACUACAGUGUCAACAUAAGUUUAGAGCAUAUUGGUUCACCAACACAUUCGGGUUCGCAGAACUCUAUGAGCACAAAUAAAUCCUCCGAGAACAGAGUUGCUGUGAGAUCUGAGGAUCAUGUUGAACCCGUAACAGCAAGCGUUGAUGGUGCUCUGUACGCAAAAGUUCGAAAACUAAGUGUUGGGUCGUUAAGAAAUGUCUCAUACAGCCCAGAACUAAGUCCGCACAAAACCCGGAAGAGCAUGGCCGAUCCGUACAACGACGACAAGGGGACGCAGUCCCUGCUUUCAGAGAGACAUGACGGAGGGAAGAGCGUUGAUGCGCAGACGUUGGAUAUUCGACGUCGCAGUGUGUCGUUCCAGGAUUUUACAAACGUUAUCAAUGUCGCUGAAGAUGUGGAUGAUGACGAUGAAGAUGAUACAGAAGCCGAUGAAAAGGAGUCUCGUGAAUAUAUAACGGCCGAUGCAGUAACAAAAAGUCUCGAUUUAUACAGGGAGAGCGGAACUGGAAUGUUGGAUUUAGAAACACUGGAGGAGAAAUGGCACGAGCUACAAGCGAGGCAAGAAAAGAUCGGUCAUCAAGAGUUGGGUAAUAUUGCACCUAAGUCUGGGAACCAGAAAACUGGCACGUGGCGGGCGAUUAAGAAAAAGAUAAAAGGAAGUUUGAGACUCAAGUCAUCAAAACGUCUUUCCGGAGUGGAACAAAUCGACGAUUCACUGAAGCCUGCCACUGGACUCUUCCGGUCGUCUGUAAAAUCGAAAAUCGACCCGGCAGAUAUGACGUCAUUGGAGGAUGCCGCGUGCCACCUUCUCAACGAAGACGAGUUCAACGCAGUGUUCAGGCACAUCAAGACGUACCACACCACGGGAGACCUCGAGCGGCUCGUGGAGCUCAUGCUGACCAUUCUAGACAAACCGGAGAAACUGCUUCUACUGAAGGAUAUAAGGCGUGUGGUGUACUUGCAUGACGUGGUGCAAUACGACAACCUGGUGAACCGCUACGAGAUCGAGGCCUACCAGACGCUGUCCAUGAAACUGCACCUGCCGCUCAACCACAGACUGAAGCAGAAACCCAGGCGCACACUUAUCACCACAGAGAUGGCGGAUGGUGGCCAUUUUCACAUCAAGUCCAUGAACCAAAGCCGUAAAGAAGCCGAGAUCGUUGACAUAAUAAAAGCGUCACAUGACGGCGACAGAGGAGAGCGGCUGAAGUCCCCCAUCCGGCUUGCCAACAGCGCUCAAACGGAAGUGAAGUCCGCGCUUGACCAUUUUGAGUACCUUGACCUUGAGCAGUCUGAGGCAGGGUCCAGCACCGCCACAUUCAGUGACUUUAGCUCGCAUGGUUCAAACGAGAUCGAACGAGUCCCAGGAAGUGUCGUGGUCCACCUGUCAAAAACGAAACCAUCAAUAGGUAUCGAGUUUGCCGAAGAAGUGACUAACGGUGAACGGGCAGUAGCUAUAGCGAGGAUAGACGAGCAUGGGGCGGCACACGAUGACAGCCAUAUAGAGGUUGGCAUGGUGUUACUGGGCGUUGACCGUCACAGGGUGGAGGGUUUCACCAAGGACGAAGUGUUGGCCGUCCUGGACAAAGUGUACGCCGAGAAACAUCGCGUCAGCAUGAAACUGCUCCUGCAUAAACCGGAAACUACGCACUUCUGAUCUGAAUUUCUUUUUUUAACCCUUUUCCCCAUAAGAAGCAAAGUUAAAAUGGCUUUUGCAACCAGCAUAAAGCCUGAACAGCCUGCGAGUAACUCGCAGUCUGCUCCGGUUUUAUUCUGUUUGCUGUUCAUCAGUACCUAAGGUUUUGGAAUGAAGCCUUAAAAACUUGAUUUUAGUAAGAAAGGUCUUAAAUUUAAUGUAAUAUUCUAAAGGACUACAAAUGCGUGAAAAUACGCAUCGAAGUGGUAAAGUGUGAAUUAAUUUAACACACCUUAACGUUGAGUAGUCGGUCAAAACAAGCAUGCCAGUGGUAGAGUCGCAAGAAAAGGACAAGGAAAUUCUGUAAUGGACAGUAAACUCACCGUUGUAUCUGAGAGUCAAGUUACUUAUGUAUUAUUAUAUACGGUUUGUA